AUGUAAAAAAUAAUAUAAAUAUCUUUGAUUAUUUCAUUAUUUAUCAAUUAAUUUAAUUUUUUACCCUGCCCAGAGGGUACUGAAACUAAUGUUGCUGGUAUAGAUGAUGAUUCAGGAAAUCCAGCAAAUUGUGUUAACUGUAAAAUUGAUUAUUAUUUUAAUGGUGAUAAUUUCAUACCUGGUGUUAGUGUAUGCAAAGAAUGCCAAAUUUUAAAAUAUGAGGGUGAAUAAGCUAAUCCUGGUGGUAUAGCUACAUUAGCUGUUUAAUGUGACAUUAAUUGUCCUUAUGGUACUUAAACUGAAAAUGGAUAAACUUUUUAUAUAGCAUAAAAACAAGAAUGUAAUUUUUGUAAAGCUGACUAUUAUUACUUUAUCGAAAUAAAUGAUUUCGAACCAGGUGAUUCCUAUUGUGAUAUAUGUUAAAUAAAAAAAACUUCUGGUUCUUUAGCAACUAUAGGUUAUGAAGCUACAUCAGAAAAAUAAUGUAUCGUCACUUGCCCUACCGGAACAGUAAGUAUGCAUGGAGAAACUAAUUUUUAUAAUGAGAAAAAAGAAUGUAAUAGAUGUAAUAUUCACUUUUACUUUGAUUCAGAUAACUUUAUAGAUGGCGAAAGUACAUGUAAACCUUGUCCUGUAAAAAAAAUUAUUGGUGGUGUACGGAAUUUAGGAAAAAAUGCUAAAAAAGAUGUAUAAUGUGAAGUUUAAUGUCCUUCUGGCACUGUGGUUUAAGAUGGAAAAGCAACUUUUGAAAAUGAUAAAUCUGAAUGUGUUAAAUGUGCUCCUAAUUUUUAUACUGCUAAGCCUUAAAGUUGGGUAGCAGGUAUUGAUAUAUGUUUUCCUUGUCCUAAUAUAUUAAUUUAAGGAGCUAAAGCUAAUUAUGGUACUUCUGCAUCUAUGGCUACUUAAUGCAGAGUUGUUUUUUCAUAACUUUUGAAAUUUUCCUUAUUAUUUAUUUAUUUUUAUUUUUUAUGA
Messenger RNA from Ichthyophthirius multifiliis, 972 nucleotides. RefSeq names its product immobilization antigen isoform, putative. NCBI's taxonomy places the organism in Eukaryota, Ciliophora, Oligohymenophorea, Hymenostomatida. The transcript has a single exon. The record is from RefSeq and is a predicted model, not a curated record.